Molecule: messenger RNA, 1104 nt
Organism: Daldinia caldariorum
Lineage: Eukaryota; Fungi; Ascomycota; Sordariomycetes; Xylariales; Hypoxylaceae
Exons: 3
Coding region: 93-950 (285 amino acids)
Source: RefSeq, a predicted model, not a curated record
UCCAGCAAAGACAAUUCACAGACCAGCUCGGAAAGUAGCGGCAGCUUUGCUUCAUCCAUAGGUAUACUUUAGAAAACUACAUCCACUCCAUCAUGUUCCGUCUUCAUCGAGCCGCCAUCUUAGGCCUGAGCUUGUCCGCCUCAGUGCUAGGCGCUGCUCUGCCCGCAGUCCAGAACGACUGUCUGACCAAUGCGGCUGGCUGUGCUGUCGACACCGGCUUGAAGCUUGACGUCUCAGGGAGCUCAUCUACUCCCACCGGUGGCUCCUCGCCUCUUGCGGCUAGCUGUUGGGAGAACCAGCUCCGAUGCAACGAGCAUUGGGAGGAGAUUUGCGACAACGACACGAAAUGGAAGCGUCUGAUGCGGUGCGAGAGUUGCACCGAGGACUUAGUCGGCGGCGACAUAGAUUGCGUCCCUUAUGAAAAUAUGCCACCCGAAGCAACCCACACUCCCGAAUGCGUAGCAGGCGCUUUGCGCUGCCAAGGUACCUACCUUGAUCUAUGCGGUGCGGAUCACUCUUGGGAGCGUAUAGAGAAGUGCGGACGAUGUGUUACUGACCCUGACGGCCAAACCUUCUGUGACAACCCGGAGAUAACCGAUACCGCAGGUGGUAAAUUUGCGAUGGCAACGGCUGCUCCAGGCCUACCACUUCUAGCUAGGUCUGCCCCAACUUUUUCAGCUCUAGGAGAUGCGUCAGAUGCAACCCCCGUACCAUCAUCGCACACUCCCCGUGGGCAUGAAGUCGACACGGAUAAGACCAAACCGUGCACUGUUGGUACAGUGCGCUGCACCGGAGACCGCGUCCAAGGUUGCACUGGGGAGCAAAAGUGGCACGACUUUGGCCCUUGCCCUGACUGCGAACAGCUUGACGACAAUCGUGUCGACUGCAAGUGGAAAAAUUUGUUAACACAGUACAAGGAUCCUAUGGUUUCCCCAACUGGCUCGACUUAGGGCUGUAAGAUAGGUCCACAGCAGUGUACCCGUGGCAACACGAUCGUCGAAUCUCGCACCUAUGACGGUAAGUUGGCUCCUGCGGAAGCGUGUUCGGCUGAGAAGACGUGUGCCUGGGGGUCUGUUAGGGGAUGGCAUCUUGUUUUGCGAAGGA